Molecule: messenger RNA, 459 nt
Organism: Lasiosphaeria miniovina
Lineage: Eukaryota; Fungi; Ascomycota; Sordariomycetes; Sordariales; Lasiosphaeriaceae
Exons: 1
Coding region: 107-271 (54 amino acids)
Source: RefSeq, a predicted model, not a curated record
GCCAGAGCCAGAGCCAGAGCCAGAGCAAGAGCAAGAGAAGCAUGAGCCAGAGCCACCUCCACGGGCUGCUCCUUCCCCCAAAGCCCCUCCACUCCCGCAUAGAAAUAUGGCCCUUGGCCCCUUCCACUCUUCCAGGUUGCUCCACACGCCCCAAAUCGGGCCAACUGGGUCUUCUGCCCGUUUGACUUGCCAAACAAGGCCUCGCAGCCCUUUCCGCCUGGUCCGUGCUGGCCAGGGGGGUUUGCCAGUGUUGGCGAACGGGAGGCCGUGAAUCUGCGACGUUAUCAGCAAAAGUGACACGGGGCGACGGUCGGACGGGCCUUUUCGACAGGGUGCCAAGGGUGGGACGCAGCCCCGGCCACACGAACCGCCACAUGGGCAACUUGUCCCCCACACGGAUGGUUUUAAUAUGGACAGCGUGCUGUGGGGGUCCAAGAUAAGCGUUUGUGCAGCCUGAGG